CUCUUAAACUUUGGUCCCCGCAGCGAGCAGUUUACUGUCUGUGCUGUUGUUAUCGAACAGCGGGGAGACAUUAAAGGGUCAUGCCACUCAGUGUCGUGCUGGACGGUCCAGCCCCCUGGGGGUUUCGCCUGACGGGAGGAAAGGACUUCAACCAACCCCUGACCAUCUCCAGGAUCACACCCGGCAGUAAGGCGGCCAUAGCCAAUUUAUGUGCCGGUGAUGUCAUCAUGGCCAUCGAGGGAGCCCCGGCCUCAGACAUGCUGCACUGUGACGCCCAGAACAAGAUAAAAGAGUCGACCAAUCAGCUCAGUCUCACCGUUGAAAGGAAUGAAUCAAGACUGUGGUCACCACGUGUUGUGGAGGACGGUAAAACUCAUCAAUAUAAAAUUAACCUGGAAGCAGAGCGGCAGGAAUUUAAACCUAUCGGCACUGCUCACAACCGGAAAGCUCAGCCUUUUGUUGCGGCGGCGAACCUCGAUGACACGCAUCAGGUGGUCAGUUCAGCCUACAACACCCCCAUCGGCCUCUACUCCUCAGGCAACAUCCAGGACGCCAUGGAGGGCCAGAUCCGAGGCCUGGUUCUUCCCAAACCAACGAGCCCCAGGACUUUGACCAGUAUCGAGGAUUCUGACGUGUACCAGAUGUUGCAGAAAGACCAGGAGGAGCCCCAGGAGCCUCGGCAGUCUGGCUCGUUCAAAGCCCUGCAGGACUUUAUUGACAGCGAUGGCACUCGUCCCAUUGUGACCAGGACAGUGAAAGCCCCCACAAUCAAUCCAACUCCGCCCACAGGAAACCUACAGAAGCUGCCCGUCUGCGACAAGUGUGGGAAUGGGAUCGUCGGGACAGUGGUGAAGGCACGGGACAAAUAUCGUCACCCUGGUUGCUUUGUGUGCUCCGACUGUGACGUCAACCUCAAACAGAAGGGCUAUUUCUUUGUGGAGGGGCAGCUGUACUGUGAGACUCACGCUCGCGCUAGAAUGAGACCACCGGAGGGACACGACCUCAUCACCACGUUCCCCUCUGCAUAGAUUCACGACAAACACUCAGACACACACGUACACACAUCUAGAUCUACAUCUGUUCUAUGUGUUUAUCUGAUGUUGUCUGUUUGCAAUAAUAUUUCGAUAAGAAUACACUUUACUUUCUGAACGUGACAGUAUGAUGUUUUCUCUGUGUAGGAACAUUUUACAGGUGAUAUUUGAACAGCCUGCAUGUUUAAAGUGACGACACUCACACAAUAAAGACCUCUGCUCAUUCUGACUCAUA
Molecule: messenger RNA, 1266 nt
Organism: Cottoperca gobio
Lineage: Eukaryota; Metazoa; Chordata; Actinopteri; Perciformes; Bovichtidae
Product: PDZ and LIM domain protein 3-like
Exons: 7
Coding region: 81-1028 (315 amino acids)
Biological process (GO): muscle structure development; actin cytoskeleton organization; heart development
Cellular component (GO): filamentous actin; Z disc; adherens junction
Molecular function (GO): actin binding; muscle alpha-actinin binding
Source: RefSeq, a predicted model, not a curated record